Messenger RNA from Ipomoea triloba (trilobed morning glory), 3010 nucleotides. Its product is annotated as serine/threonine-protein kinase WNK1-like. Gene Ontology annotation, molecular function: ATP binding; protein serine/threonine kinase activity. The record is from RefSeq and is a predicted model, not a curated record. The transcript is spliced from 7 exons. Gene Ontology annotation, biological process: intracellular signal transduction; protein phosphorylation. Gene Ontology annotation, cellular component: cytoplasm. Bases 292 to 2400 code for a protein of 702 amino acids. Lineage: Eukaryota; Viridiplantae; Streptophyta; Magnoliopsida; Solanales; Convolvulaceae.
GCUGGCUUUGGAUAGACUAAUAGACUUUUUGAUCCUUUUUGAAGAACAAAAGAAUGAGAGAGAGAGAGAGAGAGUCAGCGAGAGAAGAAAAUGAGUCCUUUUAUCUCCCUGUUCGGUCUUCUUAAAUCCCUCAAGAAACUCGGUCGUCAAAAUCAUUUCUAACGUUCUGUAAACGUUUCUGGGGUAGAUAAACAGUAAUUAUAAGUACACAAAACUCUUGCCCUCGUAAAUGCCCAGAUCAUCUUUCUAGAUUCUGCUUAGUGAACAAAUAAGUGAAUCAAUUUUCCGAUAAUGAGUGGUGUUUCACAAACAAACCCAAAUUUUUCUGAGUUUGUUGAAGUUGAUCCGACCGGAAGAUAUGGCAGAUACAAUGAAAUUCUAGGAAAAGGAGCUUCAAAGACAGUUUAUAGAGCGUUUGAUGAGUAUGAAGGGAUUGAAGUUGCUUGGAACCAAGUCAAGCUCAGCAAUUUCCUGCAAAAUCCAUCUGACCUCGAGAGACUCUAUUGUGAAGUUCACCUCCUAAAGACAUUGAAGCACAAGAAUAUUAUGAAAUUAUACACAUAUUGGGUUGAUACUGCUAAUAGGAACAUAAAUUUUGUGACUGAAAUGUUUACUUCAGGAAGCCUCAAACAGUAUAGGCUCAAGCACAGAAGAGUUAAUAUUAGAGCAGUGAAAGACUGGUGCAGACAGAUUUUGAACGGGCUCCUCUAUCUCCAUAGCCAUGAUCCCCCGAUAAUCCACAGAGAUCUUAAGUGUGAUAACAUCUUUGUAAAUGGGAAUAAAGGCCAAGUCAAAAUUGGAGAUCUUGGUCUUGCUGCCAUCCUGCAAAAAUCACAAACUUGUCAUUGCGUUGGAACUCCUGAAUUCAUGGCUCCCGAAGUGUAUGAAGAGGAUUACAAUGAGCUGGUUGACAUCUAUUCUUUUGGGAUGUGCGUAUUGGAAAUGGUCACAUUUGAAUACCCAUACAGUGAGUGCACUCAUCCUGCUCAGAUCUACAAGAAAGUCAUGUCUGGGAAAAAACCAGACGCAUUUUACAAAGUGAAGGAUCCCGAGGUACGCAGAUUUGUUGAAAAAUGUUUGGAAACUGUAUCUUUUAGGCUCUCAGCAAGGGAGCUUCUGGAUGAUCCUUUCCUCCAACUUGAUGAUUGUGAGUCAGAUAUAAGCCCCAUAGUAUGCAGGAGAGGACAAGAUUACAUGGACCCUCUGUUAAGGCAGCCUAAUUUUGAACCGGAUUAUGAGGGAAAAUCAUUCAGUACCUCCUGCAGUGAUUAUGUUUUUGUUGAAGAAAAUGCGUUGGUUUGCUCUCCAGAUGAAUUCAGAAGUGGAAUUGAACUUUUUGAGUACAACAAUGUUGAAGAACAUGAACAUUCUUUGAAUUUAGAUAUAACUAUAAAAGGGAAGAGAAGAGAGGAUGGAAGCAUAUUUUUAAGACUCAGAAUUGCAGAAGGAGGAGGUCAUGCCAGAAAUAUCUAUUUCCCGUUUGAUGUUGAAUAUGAUACAGCGUUAACUGUUGCAGCUGAAAUGGUUGCAGAGCUAGAUAUCGAUGGCCAAGAUGUUACAAAGAUAGCUGAUAUGAUUGAUGGAGAGAUUUCAAAACUAAUGUCAGAUUGCAAACCAGGGCUAGGAAUAGAAGAACCCACCCACUGCACGAGUUCCACCUUAAGCUUUAGUUUUGCAUCUGACCAUACUUCUGCUGCUCCCUCUAUGAAGUUUUUUUCAAAUAAUCGAACUGCAAUGAGUUCUCAGUUCUUUCAGUGCAGUGGGUGUGGAACAAAUGGACGAUUUGAAGAGAUUACCGAUCUAGCUAAUAGUCCCGAGGUAAAUGACCCUAAUCUCGCAGAUUGUUCAGCCUCCUUGCUACUACAUCAAUGUAGUGGAUGUGGUGCUUGUGGCCGAUUUAAUAAGAUUACUUAUCUUGCUAGUAGUCCUGAGGCAAAUGAUUCUAAUCUUGCAAAUGAUCCGGCUUUGUUGAUCCUAAAUCAAUGCAAUGGGCAUAUUCCACAUGGCCAAUUUGUAGGGAUUACUGAUCAAGCUAAUAUUUGUGAAGCACAUGAUUCUAAUCAUGCAAGUGGUCCAGCUUCCUCGAACCAAAUAAAUGGUUUCUAUAAUACAGACUACUGGGAUCAGCAGGGCUUUGAUCACAGUUCACAGUGCUCCGAGGGAUGCCAUUCUGUUGAACAACUCGAACAACUGUAUCAAGAAAUUUCGGCAGAGGUUGCGAAAGAGGCAGGGAUAAGGAGUAAAGUUUCGGCGGGUGCAAGAAAUCUCGUGCAGUCUUUUUUGGGUUUUUGUUCUUUAGCUUCGAUACCUAUGAUGCAACUGACCUCUCAUAUGGGUGUGAACAGGAGAUUUUGCAUGGGCUCUGAUGGCUUAGCACUAAGUAGUACCCGAAGAAGUUGAGAAGCUUUCUGGACCAACAUCUUUAAGCCACUAACUUAUCUCGCUUAAACACUCACCUUGCAGGGCAACAUCCUUACCGUUGAAGACACUUCUAUAUAAGUUCGUAAGACCCUUCUCUAUAUUCUUGCUUGUACAUUUAAGAAUGUCGAAGAUGUGUAAAGAAGUUGAUUGUGUUACCCAGUUUUGGCAUCUCAAAGGGCGUGAAAAAAGUGAGGCAAAAAAAAAUAAAAAUGGUGAGGCAGUGUUCUGUCUUGUUGCUUCGACACAGCACUCACCGUAUAUCGCAACAUAUUUGCCAGUUCAUGAAGAUUUAUAAUUUUGUAAAGCUGUUCUCCAUAUUCUUGUUUUUACAUUUAAGAAUGGUGAGGCAGUGUUCUGGGACUUGCCAUAACGGCCAGCCAAUUUGCUUUCUUAUUCAUAGUUUCCAAUUGUCUUGACUAGACAGACCACAAGUGUGAUGUUUAGAUAGAUGUCUAUCAGGUAGUGAACAAUAGAAAUGUAAUUACUCAAGGCUUUAGGAUUCUUGUUUCCUGUGGCAUAUUGUUCAUCUUUUGGUGCUCAGUUUUGAUUUUCCAAUAAUUUAUCUCAUAGAAAGUUGAAAUUGCUCAAA